Messenger RNA from Salvia splendens (bonfire salvia), 1630 nucleotides. Its product is annotated as V-type proton ATPase subunit C. The transcript has 12 exons. Gene Ontology annotation, molecular function: proton-transporting ATPase activity, rotational mechanism. The coding region runs from base 103 to 1236 and encodes 377 amino acids. The record is from RefSeq and is a predicted model, not a curated record. Gene Ontology annotation, cellular component: vacuolar proton-transporting V-type ATPase, V1 domain. Lineage: Eukaryota; Viridiplantae; Streptophyta; Magnoliopsida; Lamiales; Lamiaceae. Gene Ontology annotation, biological process: proton transmembrane transport.
UGACAAUAAUAGCAAAUGUGACACGUAGGAAAGGAGGAGAAAGAUCACGAAGAGGAAUCAGAAGCUUAAUCGAAUCGCUUGAUCAAUCUGUAAUCGGCGCCAAUGGCGACUCGUUACUGGGUAGCGUCUCUCCCCGUCGGUCAAGGGGCCUCCGCCUCCUCCGUAUGGACUCGUCUCCAGGAAUCCAUCUCCAAACAAGCCUUCGACACCUCUCUCUACAGAUUCAACAUUCCGAAUCUGCGAGUAGGCACUCUGGAUUUGCUCUUGUCUCUCAGCGACGACCUAUCGAAGGCAAACAACUUUAUCGAGGGAGUGUCACACAAAAUCCGGCGUCAGAUUGAGGAGUUGGAGAGGGUGUCCGGUGUUGUUAGUAGCUCGCUUACUGUGGACGGGGUUCCCGUGGACUCUUAUCUUACCAGAUUCGUGUGGGAUGAGGCAAAGUAUCCAACAAUGUCGCCGCUCAAGGAGAUUGUGGACGGAAUUCAUAUACAAAUUGCCAAGAUUGAGGAUGAUCUCAAGGUCCGCGUCGCUGAAUAUAGCAAUGUGCGCAGCCAACUGAAUGCAAUCAACAGAAAGCAGGCUGGAAGCUUAGCCGUUCGUGAUCUCUCAAAUUUAGUAAAACCAGAAGAUGUUGUUAGUUCGGAACACUUGACUACCCUUCUUGCCAUUGUUUCAAAGUAUUCUCAGAAAGACUGGUUAUCAAGCUACGAGUCUCUUACAUCAUAUGUGGUCCCCAGAUCUUCGAAGAAGCUACAUGAGGAUAAUGAAUAUGCUCUUUACACUGUGACAUUAUUCAGUCGUGAUGUUGAUAAUUUUAAAACGAAGGCGCGUGAAAGAAAUUUUCAAGUUCGUGAUUUUGAAUAUAAUCCCGAGACCCAAGACAGUCGCAAGCAGGAGCUUGAAAAACUGAUGCAAGACCAGGAGACAAUGAGAAGCUCCCUUUUGCAAUGGUGCUAUACUAGCUAUGGAGAGGUUUUUAGUUCGUGGAUGCACUUCUGUGCGGUAAGAGUAUUUAGUGAAAGCAUUCUCCGAUAUGGCCUGCCACCAUCUUUUCUGUCUGUUGUACUGUCACCUCCAGUAAAAAGUGAGAAGAAAGUUCGCUCCAUUCUUGAGGGAAUGUGUAGCAAUUCAAACAGCACGUUCUGGAAAACUGAGGACGAUGGAGGAGUGGUUGGCCUUGGUGCAGGCGAAGCAGAUGCUCAUCCUUACGUCUCAUUCACCAUUAAUCUUAUUUAAGAGAUAGAGAUUUGCCAAUUUUGCACUUAUCUUGACAGUCUGAAUGAGAGAAUCUGAUGGAGAUGCUGAUGAGAAGCCACAGAUCACUGAUCCUUCGUUGUCACUUGAUAUGUGGAUAACAUAAAAUGACUUAUUUGAAUAAAGAAUCACCACUCACUAUUUUCUCGUGAAAACUAUAUUUUUCAUGAGAACAUGAGAUCCACUCCAUUGAGAGUGUGAAGUUACUGAUUUCGUUGUGGAAUUGAUUGCAUGAAAGAAAUUUGAAGUCUUGCCUUUCAUGAGAUUCGAAUCCAUGAUGCAUUCGUCGUUUGGUAUGUAAAUUGUAAAUUGAGGAUGUGAUUGAAUGUGUAGUAGUAGUGUUUGUGUGGAGCCAAACAGGUAUGUAAAUUGUAAA